AUGGGCGAUCUCCCCGCGAUGCGCAUACGACAAGUUGAUCGCGCCUUCAUACAUUGCGGUCUUGAUUAUGCCGGGCCCGUUCCUGUUCGAAUGAAUUCCGGCCGCGGGCAUAAAUCGCGGAAAGCGUAUAGUGCCGUCUUUAUCUGCAUGACGACUCGCGCCAUCCAUCUCGAAUUAGUCAGUGACUACACCACCGACGCAUUUUUAGCCGCCUACGAGCGCUUUUCUUCUCGGCGCGGGAUACCUACCGAUUUGUACUCCGAUAAUGCAAAGAACUUUCUAGGAGCCGACCGCGAAUUAAAGGCUGCGCUGCAAGCCGCACGAAACGAUUCACAUUUACUCAGCAAGUUGUCGUGCGACGGAGUUCGUUGGCACUUUAUACCCCCUUCCGCUCCUCACUUCGGCGGCCUAUGGGAAGCGGGGGUGCGAAGCGUAAAGCAUCAUCUGAAGCGAGUUAUCGGUUCACACACGCUAACGUUUGAAGAGCUCACGACGCGGCUCUGUCAAAUCGAAGCGUGUCUUAACUCGCGUCCGAUCGCACCGAUGUCGGAGAAUCUCGACGAUGAUUCAUGUCUCACGCCGGGCCACUUCUUAAUUGGCAACGCAAUUACUGCGACACCGGCGCCCACGCUACUUGAAACAAAGGAAACCCGUCUGACUCGAUGGCAACUCGUAAAGCAAAAAAACGAAAGCUUAUGGAAGGCUUGGUCGAACGACUAUUUGCACGGAUUGCAGCAACGCUCAAAAUGGCGCGUCGCUCAAAGGCUUGCUCGAGUCGGACGCUUGGUUCUUUUGCGCGAUCCCCUCGCACCACCGUGCAAGUGGGAGCUUGGUCGUAUCAUCGAAUGUCACGUUGGAGACGACGGAUUAACUCGCGUCGUCACUGUCAAAACCGCGAAAUCUACAUACAAACGAUCAAUCGUCAAACUGUGUUUCUUGCCAGUCGAUUUGAACGACGCUUCCGCGUGA
Molecule: messenger RNA, 969 nt
Organism: Trachymyrmex cornetzi
Lineage: Eukaryota; Metazoa; Arthropoda; Insecta; Hymenoptera; Formicidae
Exons: 1
Coding region: 1-969 (322 amino acids)
Biological process (GO): DNA integration
Molecular function (GO): nucleic acid binding
Source: RefSeq, a predicted model, not a curated record